ACUGGAUUGAAUGCGGAUGCGCAAUAAAACGAACCAAAAAAGGGAACUUCGCGCAGAUUUCCCCUGAUGGAGUUAAAAGAUUUUUGCCUCCACGUAGAAGAGCACUUCUUAAAAUCACGGACUUCAGGUCCGUGUUAAAAUGGUGCAAACACAAAAUACUUGGAGAACGUUGACAUUGAUUGUCUUGAUGGACCACCUCAGCUUUGUUAUCCCAAACGCAACUGAUGACGUGGAUAUUGAAGAAGAAAUCCAUGACAAAUAUGUAAUUUUAGAAAAUGACAUUGACAAUCAGAUUCAGAAUAUCGUUGAGGAAAAAGAUCAAAAGAAUUUGGUGGAUUGUUAUUCAUUUACUGUAGAUGACAUAUCUGGAGAGACCAUUUCAUUAGAAAAGUAUAGAGGAAUGAUUUCACUUAUUGUGAAUGUUGCCAGUGAGUGUGGGUAUACAGAUAAUCACUAUAAGGGACUUGUGAAGGCCAAGCAGGCAUUUGGUUCUAAGUUUACAGUUCUAGCAUUCCCCUGUAACCAGUUUGGUGCUCAAGAACCAAAGGGUAACAAUGGCAUUUUGCAGUUUGCUCAAGGUGUAUAUGGAGCCAAUUUCCCAAUGUUUGCCAAGAUAAAUGUCCUUGAGCCUGAUGUUUCGCCUGUAUGGCAGUUCUUAGCAGAAACAUCUGGUCAUGCUCCAAACUGGAACUUCUGGAAGUACCUGGUGGAUGGAGAUGGACAUGUCCUCAAUGCAUAUGGCCCAUGGGUAUCUGUAGAAGAUAUGUGGCAAGACAUCACCUUUGCUGUUCAUAAACUGAACAAUGCUGACAAACCUUAUGAUCACAGCGAACUGUAAAUGUUUAUCAAGAGUUAUCCAUGACGUGCAACUCAUUUCAUGAUUCUUGUCAUUGGUCAUUUUACAUCAGUGUAUUCUGGUUUACCAGACACAAUCUUACAACAUAUAGUACCUCAUACUGGAGUUACUCAUGAAUAUGCCCACUGGGUUUUUAUUUUGACCCAUGGGCCUUUUUCUAAGGGG
Owenia fusiformis is the source of this 1021-nucleotide messenger RNA. The record is from the annotation of a GenBank genome assembly. NCBI's taxonomy places the organism in Eukaryota, Metazoa, Annelida, Polychaeta, Sabellida, Oweniidae.